UUAUUUUAUUAUGUAAAAUGUCAAGUUACUGCCGAAUGCAAGAAGCUCAUUUCCGCUCCUUAAAUAUGUACAGGAGAAAUUAAUUAGACGCUUAUGCGAUUAAUGAAUUGAACUGUCGUCGAGCUACGUUCGUUGAAAUUUGUUACGAGAAAUUUCGUUUAAGAAUACUUCCUGUCAGUCUUUUUGCAUACGGCGCAGGUUAGGAUUGAUGAUGUAAUAUCGAGUUCCAGGGAUUUCAUUUUCGAUGUGAAAUUUAAAAAUUGUACAAAAAUUUCGAAAGGAAGACCGAUGAUGAGAUGUGUAAGAUUUCAGAGGGAUAAGAAACAUUGGAAUGCGAGAGAAGAAAAUAUGACAGCAAAUGAGAACAAUAAGAAUAAUGACAUCUCUUCUGAAAAGUAUGGCGAAUCCGCAGUCUCCAAUCAUGCCACGCCAGUUUCAAACAGACAAGGCACAAACAAUGCUGAAGAGUCGCUGGAGCCUGAUCUUUACUCGAGUCCAGUCUUGCCUCCAUGUACGCAGGAGGGUGGUAAUGAGGUUGCGUGGGAUUGGCAGAACUCCCUGAGCAAGACUCCGGAGAGCAGAAACAAAAAGCGAAAUCUCCACUGCGAGACACCUAAGGGGACCAAGCUGUUGCAGAAGAAAAGGAACUCGGAUUCGCCUUUAUUGUACAAGCCGAUCAAAAGAAAGACCAUUAAUAUGGAAAACAGGGAACACUUUGGACAAUUUGCAGCUGAGUUGCAAGCAUUAACGGAAAAAAUGAGUGUUAUAAAGCACAAUGAUCAGAAUCAUUUAGAUAAUCAAGUCGAAAAAGAAGAAGUGCCGAUCUUAGCAGACACAAACUUCGAAGAAGAAGUGCCAGCGAUUGAAGAUAAGCAGAAUUGCAUUGGAGAGAUCAAUGAUCAUGAAGAGAACGAUACUAUUAUUAAGAAAGAAGCGAAAUAUGAUGAUUUAUUCGAUGAUUCGAUAGACGAUGAUAUGAUUAGAUGCACUCAAGAGAUAGAGGAGAAACUGAAAUCGGUGGCGGACAAAGGAAAUUCUACGCAUUCAGAGUCAAGUAUCAAGAAGGAUGAAUUGUAUGAGAAACCUUGCAACUAAAAUGCAUUCGAUAAGUAUGCCGUACAAUCUACUUCCAAUGACAAUUUUAAAGAAUUAUCAGCUGAAAAUCUCUUCCACAACGACACAUAUAAGAAUAACACAUUGAAGACAUACUCAAAGUUAGCAAACAGGAAUUCAAACUCUAGUAUACACAUCACAGAAUGGACGGAUAAAAAUAAUCUGUAUAAACUGUGUGAGAGUAACAGCAACAUGAUACAUUCCAGCAUCAGAAGCACGUGCGACAAUAAAAAGUUGUUGUCGAAGACUAAAGCUACAAAAUCAUUCGACUUUCCCGACGAUUCUUUCGACGAUUGUUUAGCGGCCUGCAUCGACGACGAUAAAUCCUGGAGGUUCGAUUCUUUAGUUUGUAGAAACCAAAGUACGAAGUUCGAAGCUAGUUUCGAACGUCUGGCUCGCGCGCCCUUGAAAAUGGAAGCCCAUUCCCUGAAGGGAAACCCUCAGUUUCCCUCCACGAAGGGCGAAGUGUCCAACGCCAGCUCGACUGAUAAAAAGUUCUUUAAGACCAAGAGUCUUUCCGAUCACUACCUUAAUCAGAACAAAUCGAACGCGACGAGAUCCACGUUGGCCCUGAAUUCGACGGCCAAAAGCUCGACGAUAACGUGUAGAAAUGUGACGCGUGGCUCCGUAAGUACAAAUCCGAUUGUUACAGCAACAGGUGACCGUAAGGUCGCGGAAAAUCAUACAAUUUCGUUAAUGCGCGGCGCGGAUCAAACGCGUCCGAAUGGCUCCGAUGAUGUUAACAGGUGCACAAUAAAAGGAGGAGAUGGUGAUCGUUUUGUUAGGCACCAUUCCACCGGUAAUAUGAAUAACGACGCGAAACAGGUGUCGAAGACUGGUUCGCAGCCGACUCGAUGCACCCCGGAAGAGAUCGAAAGGAAGAGGCAGCAGGCUCUGAUGAAGCUCGAAGCGAAGAGGAAGCUGUACGCCGGAAUGAAGAUUACGAAUAACGUUAAUAGGUGAAGAAGUGCCUUGAUUCUCUGUAUACUCAUUGUGCCGAAAAAGUAAUAUUAUACCGAUUCUCUUAACUAAGUAUAUAAUACUGUACAGCGUUUCGUCGACGAAACUAUAUUCCCGUUCUGUGAUCGUUAUAUUGUUAUCAUUAUUCAUCGUAAUCAUCAUUGUUACAUUGUACAAAAAUAUUUUAAAAAAAAGAGUUGCACAAAUAUAUUUAUAAUUAU
Messenger RNA from Nylanderia fulva, 2294 nucleotides. RefSeq lists its product as uncharacterized. The record is from RefSeq and is a predicted model, not a curated record. Lineage: Eukaryota; Metazoa; Arthropoda; Insecta; Hymenoptera; Formicidae.